Molecule: messenger RNA, 2058 nt
Organism: Prorocentrum cordatum
Lineage: Eukaryota; Dinophyceae; Prorocentrales; Prorocentraceae
Source: the annotation of a GenBank genome assembly
GCCGCCAUGGAUGUCUGAGUUUUGACAACCGCAGUUCAGGGCCGAAGGCGGUGGCCGUCCAUAUAGUACAAUACUACAGAACAUUUCGUGGCGAUGGCACGGAUCGCUUCAUUUUUCAGCUUUAUUACAGCAUGCGGCGCAUUGUCGCUCGAGAGACAGGGUCCUGACGACUCCAAGAUCUUCGACUUCGGCAAGGAGGCCGAGCAGGCCGAGGCGGCGGCGUUACGAGCCCGGGAAGAGGCGGAGGCGCUCGCCAGCGUGGACGCCGAUGCCGGGAUCUCUGAGCGCCAGAUGGAUGCUUAUCUCGAAGAGACCGAGGUCAAGAAGGAGUCCAGCGAGGAGUCGAUGAUGGAGCGAGUCGUCAAGUCCAUGGAGCACGAGGCCGCCUCGGAGGAUCGUGUCGUGUCGGACGUCGAGCGGCAGCUCCGGCAUUUGGAGGGCUCCGUCAGGCAGGAGAGGAGCAAGAAGUUCGCCGGGGACGACGGCGACGGGUGGCACGAGGACGAGAAGCUCAAGCGCGAGGAGCUGCGCGAACGCAAGGCGGACCAGGAGUUCGCCCGGGAGCAGAGGCAGGCUGCCAAGCUGAUGGUGGCAGAGGAACAAACAGCGUCACAAGCAGCCCGGGCGAGGGAGAAGAUGGAGCUGCACCGCCGUGCGGAGGCGGAGCACGAGACGCAGCUGAGGCUCGCGCUGGAGGCGGACGCCCUGCGCCAGGAGGCGGCGAGCAACGGCACGCUGCCCGAGGAGGAGGUGCUGCAGCUGCUCGACAUGAGCUCGAAGGAUCUGGCGGCCAUCACCAAGAAUCUCUCCAGCUUCGGGCCCGAGAACAUGACCGCCCUCUGGAUCGAAGACCGGCUCGACGGCUCGAGGGCGAAGUACGCCGCCGCGGCCGCCAAGAUGCUGGAGACGAUCAGGUACAAGGUGGACACCUUCAAGAGCACCCACCAGGACUACGACGACCACCAGUUCCUUGCAAAGCUGGCCCAGCUCAUCGGCGAUACCAAGGCCGAGAUCAGGGACUUCGGGCAGACGAAGGAGGCGCUGAUGACCCGGUUGCACGGCUGGGACAAAGCCAACGGUGAGAAGCUCACCUACACGCUGGCCCUGGCGGUUAAGGGGGUGACGGAGAGCGUCGAGUUCAAGAACCACCUCCUGGGCAUCAACGAGGCCCGCCUGACCCACGGCAUCGGCAACAUCACCGAGGCUUGCGGCGUGAUCGGGGACCUAGUCCGCACCAGCAUGCAGCCCGCUUACAAGAGCCUCGGGCUGCAGAGGGAGACGCUCGACGGCAUGAGCAAGAUCACGCCAACUAUCACCGCGAACAUGCCAGCCUACGUCCAGAAGAGCAUGGCGAACCGCUCCGCCGCCAUGGUGAACAUGGCAUACAUGGAGCACCUGGCCCUCAAGGAGUCCGCGACCGCCAUCCUGCAGGAUGCCUCACCCGUCGUCCUGAGCCGCCUCCACUGCACCAUGAACGAGAACAGCGGAUCCCCGCGAUCCCGCCUCGGCGUCGCCGCCCUCGCCGCCGCGGUGGCCUGGCUGGCGCUCUGAGGGAGUGCGCGGGCGCGGCCGCGUGGCGCUCGGGUGCGGUGCGCAUGCCUGCGCGCACCGGGCCCGUGCUCGUCUCCGUGGCGGCCCAGCUCUUCGCCGGGCGGCACCCACCCCGCCAGACGCGCGCGAGUGUGCGGCUCGUCCUCAGAAGAGCACGGGGCACCGACGUCGCUGCUUGUCCCGGAGGGCCCGCGUCUCCGCGGCUGCCUGCGCUUCGCAAGUCUGGUCGCAUUGCACCCCAUUCCAGGUCCGUGCCUCGGCCACGCGCAGAGGGGGGUGCCCCCACGUCUGUGCCGCCGCUGGGGGAGCGAGCGGAAGGAGCACGUGCAUGUCCAGAGGCGUCGCUCGGUCAACGCCUCGACUGUAUCAGAAUCGUGGCCAGAAUGGUGCGGCGGCGGACGGCGGCGACGGGCGGCGGCGAACGGCCAAGAGCUGGCUGGACGGGCACAGCCCCAGUCGCGGGCAGUGGCGUAUGUAGCACUGUGUAACGACCGCCUUCUCGGCGAC